UCGUCUAUAUUCUCACAAUAACGUCGAACAGUAAUUUGUUGAAGUGACAGCAGCGACAGUAGUAUUGAAAAAAUGGCGUUUCUUGUACGAAAUACACAUCGCACGUUUUCCGCGAUUUUCAAGAAAACUCUAGCAAGUUCAACGACACAAUUUUCCGCUUAUAAUGGCAUCGAUUUAACGGCUCGUACCUUGCACAUCUCACACAAUCGAUUGGGCGAAAAUCCAAGACUCACAGCAACUGAAGAUGUUGAUUUAAAUGCCCAGCCAUUGAUAGAAGUGUUGAAAAAUCCACCAGAAUGGAAGUACGUUGAACAAAUCUUGCCGAAACUGACCGUACCAAGUGUAACACCGAAAGCAGAAUAUCCAUCGGGAUGGGUGCCACAACAUCCAGAUGGACAUAGCCAUCCAUAUUUUGUUCGGCGUAACAGAAAUCAUAUGGUACCGGUUUAUUUGAGUAUUGAUCGUCGUGGUACAUGGCGAAAAACCUAUGUAAAAUUCAUCAGCGGCGAUAUUUGGAAACUGCAUAAAGAUCUAAUGGAUUAUAUUGAAUAUUAUAUGUGCAAAAAAGAGAGAUCACGAGUCAAUGAAUUUACAAGGCAAAUCAUUAUAAAUGGAGACUAUGUGAAUUUAAUCAAAGAUUAUUUAAUUCAAAAAGGUUUUUAGCCAAUUUGUAAUCAUAUUCAAUACUUUUAGAUUCUAAACCAAUAAACUUGUUUCAUUUAAAUCAAA
Contarinia nasturtii (swede midge) is the source of this 729-nucleotide messenger RNA. RefSeq names its product probable 39S ribosomal protein L49, mitochondrial (gene mRpL49). The transcript has 2 exons. Gene Ontology annotation, biological process: translation. Gene Ontology annotation, molecular function: structural constituent of ribosome. Bases 73 to 663 code for a protein of 196 amino acids. The record is from RefSeq and is a predicted model, not a curated record. Gene Ontology annotation, cellular component: ribosome; mitochondrial large ribosomal subunit. Lineage: Eukaryota; Metazoa; Arthropoda; Insecta; Diptera; Cecidomyiidae.